GCAUUCUCCCCUCUUUCAGCGGGGCCCGCUCAGCUGCUGAGUGUGCAAGGCUCAUGGGCCGGCCACUAUAAAACAAGGGCCGCGUUCCCAGCACUGACAUAAUUAUACUGGAUCUGUCCCUCCUCAGUACUGUCUAACGCAUCCCUCGUAAGAGCCAACCAACCAAUAGCCAACAUGAACACUCAGCAGAUGGAGCAGAUGGGUCAGUUCAAGAUCACCGUGUGGGAGGAGGAGAACUUCCAGGGCAAGCGCUGCGAGUUCAUGCUGGAGUGCCAGAACAUCAUGGAGAGGGGAUUCAACAAGAUCCGCUCCAUGAAGGUCGAGAACGGACCCUGGGUGGGCUAUGAGUACCCUGAGUUCCAGGGCCAGCAGUUCAUCCUGGAGAAGGGAGACUACCCCCGCUACGAGGCCUGGAGCGGAAACAGCGGCUACAGGACCGAGCAUCUGCUCUCUUUCAGGCCCAUCAAGUCCGCUAACCACAGUGACAGCAAGGUCACCCUGUACGAGUCCGAGGACUUCCAGGGUCGCAAGUUUGAGAUGUGCGAUGACUACCCUUCCCUGCAGGCCAUGGGCUGGUGCAGCAAGGAGGUGGCCUCCAUUAAGGUCAACUCUGGAGCCUGGGUGGCCUACCAGUUCCCCGGUUACCGUGGAUACCAGUACAUCAUGGAGAGGGACAGGCACCAGGGCGAGUACAGGCACUACAAUGAGUACAGCACCCAGGCUCACACCAACCAGGUGCAGUCCAUCCGCAGGAUCCAGCACUAAAGCCCUUCGACUCCACCCAGCCCGACACCACUCCCCACCCCUCCACCUCCGGGCCCGGCGCCCACCCCAGGCCCACCGGCACACUGAAGAGCGGGCGGCCUGGCUAUCCUUCUCUCUAUUGCAUAUUGUAUUGAUCUUACCUUCUGCUGCUAGCUUGCGCUCGCAUUCAUGGCAAUAAAGGCUUUUCUUCAAAAUGGAGACUGAAACAUG
This is a messenger RNA of Gadus macrocephalus (Pacific cod), 975 nucleotides long. It is a transcript of the gene cryba2b, whose product is annotated as crystallin, beta A2b. Gene Ontology annotation, molecular function: structural constituent of eye lens. The record is from RefSeq and is a predicted model, not a curated record. The transcript is spliced from 5 exons. Gene Ontology annotation, biological process: visual perception; lens development in camera-type eye. NCBI's taxonomy places the organism in Eukaryota, Metazoa, Chordata, Actinopteri, Gadiformes, Gadidae. The coding region runs from base 175 to 765 and encodes 196 amino acids.